AUGAUCAAAACGUGCUUGAUAUGGGAGAGAACCCGACGCAUCGGAGGUGUACAACGAUAUACCGGACAAACACAGAUGAAACUACUAAAAAUUGGGGAAGGUUUCCCUGCUGUAACCAAUAUUCCAAAAGGUGAUUUAUCCAACUUGUUUAUGAUUCCAAAAGCGAAGAAAGGAGCAAGGAGCAUGUUUUCAAAUCUGCAUCAAAAUCAGUUCGAUAGAGGACUUUAUCAAUUCCCGACGGGUGACGAAUCGGCAUGUAGUUCAGUGACCAUGGCGGCAGUCGGCUCAAUCCAAUUGAGUGUCAGUCAUGAUGUCAAUCUCAAUUUAUUAACAGUGACAAUUAUCAAAGCAGUGGAUCUUCCCACAAAAAGAGAGGAUGAUCUUCCGAACCCCUUUAUGAAAGUUUCUUUGGAGAUCCCGGACUCUAAGAAACCAGAAGACCAUCAAACAAAAGUUUAUAACGGAACCGCAUCCCCUCUUAUUAACGAGGAUUUCUACUUUUCGGUAACAGCACAACAAGUUAGUACAUGCCGUCUGGAAGUAAUGGUAUAUGAUUAUGACCAGUUUAGCGUUGAUGAAUGUGUUGGGUAUUGCUGGUUAACGCUAGGCAGAAUAAACGAGCACUUCGAGCACGACUGCCCUACAUUAUUCUGGGCGGAAGUUCUUCCGUAUGAAGAUGGAGACAAUAAAGGGUACGGCCAAGUUCUCUUUGCAUUGUCGUAUCUCUCUCACGCUCAGCGUCUCACAAUGAACAUUUUCAAAGUGAGAAAUGUGCGGUUUAGGAAUGGAGGAAAUGUCGCUCUUCGUGUUACACUUUUAGACGGGGAAGAAAAGCCGCUGAAAAAGAAAAAGACUAGUCAGAAAAAAGCGGCAAGAUCCGUGCAAUUCAAUGAAUGUCUUACAUUUUCGAUACCAAAACAUACACUCUGCGAGGUCUUUCUUACUGUAGAGCUCAUCACAGAAACUGGCACAUUCGGAAUCGCGUCACGCACUCUGUCCCGGAUGCAAUUGCCGUUGCACAAGUGUAAAGACUUGUGGAGAGCAAUUAUCCGUGAAGAGAAAUCGCAAGCGAGAUGGUAUCCGUUUGAACAGCCAUGA
This is a messenger RNA of Caenorhabditis remanei, 1098 nucleotides long. RefSeq lists its product as uncharacterized. Gene Ontology annotation, biological process: regulation of dopamine secretion; calcium-ion regulated exocytosis; cellular response to calcium ion. The record is from RefSeq and is a predicted model, not a curated record. Lineage: Eukaryota; Metazoa; Nematoda; Chromadorea; Rhabditida; Rhabditidae. Bases 1 to 1098 code for a protein of 365 amino acids. Gene Ontology annotation, molecular function: clathrin binding; calcium-dependent phospholipid binding; SNARE binding. The transcript is spliced from 10 exons.